AUGGGCAAUACGGACAGUACAACAAAAGAAGAACAACGCAUUCUCAGUCAGCCACAAACAGGUGAAGCAAGUGAAUUCUAUUGGGCUUGUCGAAAUGGCAAUAUUGAAAAAGUAAAACAGCUUCUACCGACUAUUUCAUACGAAGAUUUAAAUCGACUUGAACCGAAUGGAAGUACACCUCUUCAUGCAGCGUCUUACUCUGGUCAAGUGGAAAUCGUCCGUCUUCUUCUACACAAACGUGGUUGUCGACGAGAUCGUCUAAAUCGACAUGGGCUGACUGCCUAUGAAGAAGCAUUUUCCGACGACAUUCGCCAAUUAUUUCAUCGUCCUGCUGGAAGAAAUCGAUUUUGUGAUCAAGAUGAUAGUGAACAAGAAGAUGUUGAGAAAAUGUUUGAAAUAACCGUGAAAGAAGAUGCGAAAGAAGAAGAAGAUGAUGAUUCGGAGGAAUUAUCUGAGGAUAAAUGGUUACAACAGCGUGCAACUUCAAAAGAAAUCGAAAAUGCGCAGAUAUUUUUAGGUACAGCAACACGUCUUACUGGAUCCAAACUAGUACGACUAUUGUUGGAUGAUUUCGAUAAAGAUUUUAGUCAGGGAAAGCUCAAAGAAGAUCUUAAUGAAAUGCUUACUGAACAUGUUACCCAUAAGGAUUCAGCAUACGAUAAAUGUAGAGCACUGGUUACUAAAGCUUUUGCAGAGAAUAGACCAGAACCUUUGCUUCGAUUGUAUUCAUUGGAAACAGGUUUUUAUCGUGCUCUUGCUAAUGAUGUCGAGCCUUUGAUUACGCCAUUAUAUAUAUUAUUAGAGAAAUUGAAGCCUCGUUAUUUUCAAGGCGUUUCCUAUCGUGGUGUAAAAAUGACUGCCAAAGACUUGCGUUCUUACCGACGGGCACUCAAGAAAAACGGUGCUAUUCAAACAAAAACAUUUUGUUCAACGUCAUUAGAUCGGUCUGUAGCCGAAAGAUUUGCUGGUACAACCAAUAUGAAUGACGAAAAACAAAGCGUUUUAAUGAUAUUUAACUUUGCGGAGAAAUGUGACACAGCAAUCAAUUUAAACAGAUUAUCCAAUGAACUUCCAUGUCUAUCAGAAUAUGAAAAUGAAAAAGAAGUAUUAGUGUUCCCCAUGACAUUAUUCUAUGUUACGCAUAUUGAAGAAGGAACAAACUGUAUGACAAUUUACCUGAAAAAUAUUGCUGUGCCAAAAAUCGGUUUAUUUCGUGCGCUAAAACGUGUGUAUGAUACUGAAAAAUGGACAAAUGACAGAAUAUAUUGA
Adineta steineri is the source of this 1269-nucleotide messenger RNA. The record is from the annotation of a GenBank genome assembly. NCBI's taxonomy places the organism in Eukaryota, Metazoa, Rotifera, Eurotatoria, Adinetida, Adinetidae.